This is a messenger RNA of Dermacentor andersoni, 1692 nucleotides long. RefSeq lists its product as uncharacterized. NCBI's taxonomy places the organism in Eukaryota, Metazoa, Arthropoda, Arachnida, Ixodida, Ixodidae. The record is from RefSeq and is a predicted model, not a curated record.
UUAUCCCAAAAGAUCCUCUUCCAUUAUUUUCUAAAUGUGCACAUGCUUGCUUUCAGCGCUAUAACAUUGUUGCACCAAUAUGUCCGAAUGCCGCCAAAAAUUGACCUAUUAGCAAAGGCACGACACUGUCCAACUCACUCAAAUAAAUCCACCGCAAUCCAAUUCAAGAUUCCAGAGGAAUCGUGAGGGAAACGUGCAUCACGCAGUUCCGCAUUGCAAGUUAUCGACGUGGCGUCAAUCUAUCGCAGGUCUUCGCUCGGCCACUUGGUCACGUGGGAGAGCACGGUGGUGGUGUUGUGCUCCCUCGUGCUGUCCGUCAUAUUCGGAUUCUUCAUUCACCAGAGUUUCCACUCCAGAAUGUCAAGCGGACUCAUGGCCGACAACGACGCGCAUGAAAUGCAAGACAACGUCGAUGUCUCAAAAUGGCCACAUAAGGACUCAGAGGCCGUGGGCAUGCAAGGAAGUCUCGACAUACGGCGUUUAGAAGCUCCAACCUUCAAGCCCAGGAUGUCAAGGACUCGCAAGCCCAAGUCUUCAAAUGAACAUGCAACAAAGACUACGAAGAAAGACACAAGGACGCAUGGCCCUCGUGCCCAAGAGCGCGUCCCCGAGAAGCAGAAGUCUCUCAACGAGAAGCUCAAGAAUACAAAGAAGAAAAAGAAGAAGAAGAAGAACAAUUCUGCAAAGGCCCUCAAGCCUAAAGCGAUUCCAAGCGCUACCGAACAGUCGAACGAGCCCGUAAAGGGUUUGAAACCAAGCGGCAUUUCCAAUCACCUGCUGUGUUUUAUGUCGGACAACGCCACGGACAAACUACAGAUGCCGGCCGAGUACUGUACCCAUCUCGUCUACAGAGACAUGACCCUGAGCAAGCAGAAUCGUACAUUUGUGCCUGCCAAGAACGGCACCGGCUUCGACGAGUUCAUGUCCCUGCGCGAGCGCUUCGUGACGACCAAGUUCGUGGUGUCCCUGAACCCGGCGAUGGUGCGCGAGAUGCUGGACUACGGGGACCGAGACGAACGCAACCUGGCGGCCGUGUGCACCCAGCUGGCCAAGUGGAUCUCGCAGAACGAGCUCAACGGCGUCGCCUUCACGGGACAGCUCAUCACGAGCACGCGACACAAGAGCAUGCUGGCGGUGCUCAAGAACGUCCAGGAUGCCUUGAAGCAGUUGGGAGAACCUAAACCUGCCCUUAUCUACUCUGGGUACGCAUCGCAUGACCAGUACACGCAGAAGAGUAUCAUGGGCAGGAUUAAGGAUUAUCUCCGCGCCGCAGACAUCUUCGUGAUAGAGACUCACUAUCACGAAGAGGAGCAGUUCUGCAGGCUCGUCUAUCCGUCCAUCUUCGUUCGGAUCGACGACACACCCAGCAGCAUUCCUGUGAAAUCGGCCCUGCUCUGGAUGGAGAUGGUCAAAGAAGACGACGGCCUGAAUGGGACGCACAACAUGUGCUUCUCACUAGACAUGUCCACCAUGUCGUUCGACGUGGCAGCCAACAGCCGACCGACCGUUGGCGGAUGGUGCACGGGCCGCAAGUGGAUCAAUUACGGACAGAUGUGCGGCACGAAUGUCUGGGUGACGCCCGACGAGGACCGCGUAGCCCUGUCGACUUCCAGGCGCAAGCCGCAGACGUGGCUCGCCUAUGACAGCGAGGACGCCAUCAAGAAAAAGGGCAUUGGCUCCGGGUUCAGUUAG